AUGGAGGUGCAAUCCGUGCAUUUACCUAGCAGUGAUGCCUGCUCGCCUGGAUUAGCCGAAACAGAAUAUUUGGAUAGUCAUUGCGAGAAUUUAAAAGCAUGGAGACGUUGUACAUACUAUGGUACGACAUUUUUACUUGCUCUAGAAGAACUAAAUAUAUUCAUUGUAUAUGGUAAAUAUUACCUGCCCACCUGUGCAUGA
This is a messenger RNA of Debaryomyces hansenii CBS767, 201 nucleotides long. RefSeq names its product DEHA2F15004p. The coding region runs from base 1 to 201 and encodes 66 amino acids. NCBI's taxonomy places the organism in Eukaryota, Fungi, Ascomycota, Pichiomycetes, Serinales, Debaryomycetaceae. The record is from RefSeq and is a predicted model, not a curated record. The transcript has a single exon.